GCCUUGGGAAGGCUGGUCGGAGAAACGAUGGCCGUCUUGUUCCCGGACGGGCUGCUGAAUCAGGGAAAGUUCUACCAGAUUCUCCUGGAGGAUAUGCAGUCAUCGGAGCAGCUUCGAUGACCGGGGCAAUGACCCACACGGUGUCGACGGCGGUGAUCUGCUUCGAGCUGACUGGAGAGAUCUCCCACAUCCUGCCCAUGAUGGUUGCCGUCAUCCUGGCGAACAUGGUGGCCCAGGGCCUGCAGCCCAGCCUGUACGAAAGCAUCAUUCAGAUCAAAAAGCUCCCCUACCUGCCCGAGUUCGGCUGGGGGCACCUCAGCAAGUACAACAUAUCUGCCGGGGAUAUCAUGGUGCGGAACGUCUCCUUCGUCGCCUCCACCUCCACUUACGGUGACCUCCUGCUGAUCCUGAAGCAAAGCCGGCUGAACACCUUCCCCUUCGUCGACACCCCAGAGUCGAUGAUCCUGCUGGGCUCGGUCGAGCGGAGUGAGCUGCGAGCGUUGCUGCUGCGCCAGGCGCCGGGCUCCCAGGGGCCCCGCGGAGGGACGAGCGAUGGCCAAGGGCCACGGGGCGCCAAGCCUUCCUCUUUCGUCUACAUCGACCAGGACGAUAGCGGCCUGCAGGAACGAGAAGGGACAGAUGCAGAGAAGAAUCAGUCAACGGAUGAGACGAGGCCAUCGACCACAACUUACAAUGUAAAAGACCCCAAGCAGGACGGAUCACAGAAGACCACCCUGAGGAACUUAUUCUCUUCUUUGAGAAGAAAUACUCCAGAGGCCAACCCUCUGCAGGAGCCGUCCAGCCUGGGAGAAAGUCUGAAGUUAGAAGAG
Hypanus sabinus (Atlantic stingray) is the source of this 830-nucleotide messenger RNA. RefSeq names its product chloride channel protein-like. The annotation marks the transcript as partial. Gene Ontology annotation, molecular function: voltage-gated chloride channel activity. The record is from RefSeq and is a predicted model, not a curated record. Lineage: Eukaryota; Metazoa; Chordata; Chondrichthyes; Myliobatiformes; Dasyatidae. The transcript has 7 exons. Gene Ontology annotation, biological process: transmembrane transport; chloride transport. Gene Ontology annotation, cellular component: membrane.